AUGGCCGACAGCGACAGCGACGACGAGCUCAUGCGCGCGCUCCGCGGAGGCGGCAUGAAGUCCGCCGAGUGCUCGUACUGCCAGACCGAUGGGGCCAAGCUACCCUGCUCCAAGUGCCACCAGGCCAUGUACUGCGACGACACCUGCUUGCGCCGCCACUUCAAAGCGCACCGCGACCACUGCAUCCAGGUCUACCUCAAGGAAGACAGCGAGGACGAGGAAGAGAGCGAAGAGGAGGAAGACGACGACGAAGAAGAAAAGGCCAAUGCAGCCUCGUCGUUUGUGAAGCGACAGAGCUCGCGCUCCAUCGGUGGCCCCGUCAUGAUGGGCAUUCCCGGCCUGACCGAGGAGCAAGUGGCGACGCUCAUCAAGCUCUCGACCAAGUCCAAUGACGUCGGCAAGCAGCAAAAGGAGAUUUCGCAUCUCAAGGCGCAGAUCGAAGAGAUGCUCAAGUCGCAAGAGUCGAUCGCGCAGAUCGCCAAGGCCAACCAGAUCAAGCCCGAGCACGUGCUCUCCAAGUCAUCGUCCAUCAAGCAGAAGGAGCUCGACUUGCUCAUGCACAAGCUCGAGGCGCUCGAGCAGCGCGCGAGUUUUGCGCCGUCGACGAUGGGUGCGCCGCAAAUGCUGCCACUGGCUAUCGCACCGGUGAUCUACCACCCGCUACUCGUCAAGGACGACGACAAAUUCAAAAAGUACUUCAAACUCCAAGCCAUGUCGAUGCCGUCGGACCAGAUCAAGGCCAAGAUGGAAGUCGAUGGCGUCGACCCGGGGCUCCUCGACACCCCCCACGCCGUCUCCCCCAACGACCCCGGCGCACCGCCCGGGGCCUAUGUACCAUUGACGGUCGGGAACGACCCCAAGUAUAAAAAGUUCUUCAAGCUGCUUGCGAUGCACAUGCCCGUCGACCAAAUCAAGAUGAAGAUGGAAGCGGAGAAGCUCGAUCCGUCGUUGCUCGACCACCCAGAAGCCGUCUCGCCCAACGAUCCUGGCCCGCCGAUGCUGGCGCCGCCGUCGCCGCCCAUGACGCCGCCGAUGCAGCCGAUGGUCACAUAUGUCCCGCUGCUCGUCAAGGACGACCCUGCGUUCAAAAAGUUUUUCAAACUGCUGACGAUGGGUAUGCCCAAAGAACAAGCGCAGCUCAAAAUGAAAGCCGGGGGCUUGGACGGCGCGCUCCUCGAGACGCCGGACGCUGUCUCGCCCAACGAUCCCGGGCCGCCGCCCGCACCAACCCGUGGCAGCUUUAGCAUGUCCGCCCCGGCGUCCGUCGGCGGCAUCUCGAUGGACCAGCUCUUCGCCAUGGUGAUGCAACACCAACAGAUGAUCCAGCAGGGCAACUUUGCAGCGUCGGGCUCACGGACGCCACCGCACGAAGGCGGUGGUGGCCCGCCCGCGCGGUCUGUCAAGGACCAAAUGGCGGCCGAGCUCGCGGCGGCGUCGAGUGCAGUCGACGAUAUUUUCGGCGAAGACACGGUCAAAGCGACGGGCGGCGGCAUGUCCAUGGUCGAGCAGCUCGAGAAGAAGGCGCGGAAGGAGUCGAACAAGAAGCUGGUCGACAACAUUGCAGCCAUCAACGCGACGAUCCACGAGCUCGUGACGAUCAAGUUCAAGGACGAAGCCCAUGCCAUUGCCUACUCGACCGACGUCUCGAACAAGCUCGAAGGCUAUGGGCUGGCGCUGGGCGUCGACGCCAACCAAACGUGGUCGGCGCGGCUGCUCAUCAAGAACAAGGACACGCGCGACUGGUACUUUUCUGAAGCCGAGCGGCUCGCGGCGGGCCACGCGUACCUCCGGCUCUGGUAUCUCCAAGCGCUAUCGACCGACAUUGUGCAGUUGCGCUCCAAGACGGACCAGAUCAAGAACGCACCGGGCGUCAUCCAGUCGAAGAACAAGGUUGACAUCAUUGACAAGUUUACGACGCUCCUCAAAGAAGCGGUGAAACUCAAACACAAGAUUUUCAAAAACAGCGCAUUCAACGACCAGUUGACCCAAAUGGCGACGCAAAAGAUCCCGCAAUCGUACGACGCGCACGGCCAAGCGCUCACGGACGCCGCGGCGAUUCUGGCGAAUGCGGCGUUGGACAUGGCGGACGACGAGCUCCGUGUGCUCGAGCGGACGCUGCGCGCCAAGAAGAUUCGAGCGUCGACGGCCGUCCAUGUCGGUGAAAAGGCCGUGCAGUUUGUGGGCAUUGUCAAGAAGCUCGGGGUGUCGCCAGGCUUGUUGGCACCUGCAAUUGACCGCGUCGCAGGCCUCGAGACGGUCGUCGCAGCCGUCAAGGCCGAGUACUUUGCCGAGAAGGAAGAAGAAGAGGAAGACGACGUGUUGUAG
Saprolegnia diclina VS20 is the source of this 2325-nucleotide messenger RNA. RefSeq lists its product as hypothetical. Gene Ontology annotation, cellular component: WASH complex. The transcript is spliced from 12 exons. NCBI's taxonomy places the organism in Eukaryota, Oomycota, Saprolegniomycetes, Saprolegniales, Saprolegniaceae. Bases 1 to 2325 code for a protein of 774 amino acids. Gene Ontology annotation, biological process: exocytosis; actin filament polymerization. The record is from RefSeq and is a predicted model, not a curated record.